AUGGAACUUAAUAUCCAAGGCCAUAAUUUUGUUGUGGAUUUAUUGGUGAUUGAUUUAGCUGAUUUAGGGAUAAUAGUUGGAACAUGUGAAUCAUCUGAAGAUUUAUUGGAAUGUUUGAAACAAAAUCAGUUUUGUGUGAAGCUAAUUAAAUGUGCAUUUGCUAUUGAUGAAAUAGAAUAUUUAGGCCAUUUGGUUUCGGGUGAAGGGGUUAAAGUUGAUCCUAAGAAAAUAUCAACAAUGACCAUAUGGCCUACACCUAGUUCUGUUAAGCAAUUGAGGGGAUUUCUCAGAUUAAUCGGGCAUUAUAGAUGCUUUGCUCGUAAUUAUGCAUCCAUUGUUUCACCUUUUUCGGAUUUAUUGAAAGAAAAUGCCUUUUCUUGGUCUUCAGUAGCAGAAGAAGCAUUUGUGAAAUUGAAGGAUGCUAUAUCUUAUACCCUUAUUCUUAGAUUACCAAAUUUUUCUUAG
Messenger RNA from Gastrolobium bilobum, 465 nucleotides. RefSeq lists its product as uncharacterized. The transcript has 2 exons. The record is from RefSeq and is a predicted model, not a curated record. The coding region runs from base 1 to 465 and encodes 154 amino acids. NCBI's taxonomy places the organism in Eukaryota, Viridiplantae, Streptophyta, Magnoliopsida, Fabales, Fabaceae.